Fusarium redolens is the source of this 1585-nucleotide messenger RNA. Its product is annotated as kinase-like domain-containing protein. The coding region runs from base 107 to 1498 and encodes 463 amino acids. Gene Ontology annotation, biological process: regulation of mRNA processing; spliceosomal complex assembly; protein phosphorylation. The record is from RefSeq and is a predicted model, not a curated record. Gene Ontology annotation, molecular function: ATP binding; protein kinase activity. The transcript is spliced from 4 exons. NCBI's taxonomy places the organism in Eukaryota, Fungi, Ascomycota, Sordariomycetes, Hypocreales, Nectriaceae.
AUGUAUUGGCGGUGUUUCUCGGGCGACCACCUCCGAGCUUCCGCCGACAUUUGCACGCCUCAAAAUACCAUCUCACCGACAACGUGAUUCAAUACACCAACACGCCAUGACAUCGUGCAGGCAUCUCAAAAACCUUCCGCGUCUGCUGUACAGAAGAACAGAUUGCUCGAUUCGCUCAAUCUCAGCGAUUCCGAAAUGGCCGGCUUCUGUGACGCGAAAGUCAUCAACCCAAGCAGUUCCCAUACUUGAUCAAAACCCGCAUACAACUCUCGAGGAUCCGCUAACAUUUCCAACAACUGCGUAUGAUACCAUCAAUGAGGAUGUAAAAGUCGAAGAGGAGAAAAUCUCCGGUUAUGAUGCCUCGCGGUUUUAUCCGGUCCAAAUCGGGGAAGUUUUCCAGGGCCGGUAUCAAGCGGUGACGAAGCUCGGUUUUGGAAGCUCAUCAACAAUAUGGCUUGCCCGAGACCUGAGUUACAGAGACCGCAAAUAUGUCGCUCUCAAGAUCUACGUCCAUACAUCCCGCAACCACCGAGAAAUUCCCGUAUACGAAACAUUGUCACCAAUUCUCGGCGAGACCAGACACCGUGGAGGGAGCAACAUCAGAAUGUUUUUGGACUCUUUCGAAAUGAGCGGUCCUAAUGGCCGUCAUAAGGUCCUGGUGCUUGAAGGUGCACAAAUGAGUCUACGUGACUACAAGGAAGUCUUUCGAAAAGAUGGAUUCAAUGAGAAUUUCGUCAAAAGAACAGUCAAAGAGCUACUGAGAGCUCUUGACUUUAUUCACACAGAGGCACAAGUGGUACACACAGACAUUCAUCCCGGGAACCUAUUGCUAGGUCUAGAUGACGACUCACAGCUCCAACCUCUGGUCGCCAUGGCCUUCAAAUCACCUGUCGCACGAAAGCAAAUAUCCGAAUGCCGGUCAAUCUACCUCUCAGGGCUUAUGCGUCCAAGGCCGGGUCCAAUCCUCUUAUCAGAUUUUGGUGAAGCGAGGACCGGACUGGGACCCCACGCCGGCGAUAUUAUGCCCCUCCCAUACCGCGCACCUGAAGUCAUCAUGAGCAUGCCGUGGAACCAUUCUGUGGACAUCUGGAGCGUCGGCCUGACCGCUUGGGAUCUUCUCGGUACAAACCGGCUGUUCACGGCGAGGGAUGGAAACGGAGAAAUGAACGAUGCAGCGCAUCUAGCCGAACUCAUGGCAACGCUGGGUCCACCACCUCGGGAAUUUCUGCAGCGGAAUUCUGGGAGAGCGGCUGAGUUUUGGGACGAGCAAGGGAAAUGGAAAGGACUCACACCUGUCCCCAAGAAUCGCUCCCUGAAAGAGCUUGAGACGAAGCUUGGGGACAGCUCGGCUUUCAUUGCAUUUCUACGGCGUGUCUUGGCAUGGAUACCAGAGACUAGACCUACUGCAAAGGAGCUAUUGAAAGAUCCGUGGUUAGCCAGUGAUGACGGUGCUGGUGAGAAGGACAAGUCAAUAGAUGCUGAGGGGAAGCAUUACUAGUGGAGCCAACCUGGGGUCCAACAAGACCUGGAGAGCGCGCUACGAAGAAGUUAAUUUCUACUGGCUAGACGCUGGGCAUUCAUCUAC